Maniola jurtina (meadow brown) is the source of this 2631-nucleotide messenger RNA. RefSeq names its product cAMP and cAMP-inhibited cGMP 3',5'-cyclic phosphodiesterase 10A-like. The record is from RefSeq and is a predicted model, not a curated record. The transcript has 15 exons. Bases 262 to 2601 code for a protein of 779 amino acids. NCBI's taxonomy places the organism in Eukaryota, Metazoa, Arthropoda, Insecta, Lepidoptera, Nymphalidae. Gene Ontology annotation, molecular function: 3',5'-cGMP-stimulated cyclic-nucleotide phosphodiesterase activity; protein binding. Gene Ontology annotation, biological process: signal transduction; negative regulation of receptor guanylyl cyclase signaling pathway.
UUAAUCGAUCAAUCAAGUAGGCUGGCAAAUAAAUGGGUAAAUAGAUACUUUUUAACAAGCUAAUAAGAAUAAAAACUAGAUAGCUAAUGAUGUCAAAUCAAAAUUGUCUAGUUGUGUCAAAUAACUUUAUCAAAUACUGACGCAAGGUUGUUUAAUUAUACCAAAACUCAUUAAAAUCCUAUAGGAAUCAUCUCUUAAGUUCAAGCGAGUUGAUUUCAAAAACUGGAAACUCAAGCAAGUUAGUUUCAAAAACUAGAAAUUAUGAGCGACCCCAUGCCUCGUAGUGCCAAGUCCAUCAAGAGCAGAUUAGACACCAUAAACCAAGGUGAUAUUGACAGGAAACCAAGCAAUGUUCCCAAAUCUCAGUCCCAUUUCUUGGUGGCCUCGAAUAAACUAGACAAAGUGACUCGGCGUGUGAUCGCGCCCUACGCUCAGAUCGAGAGGAAAGGUCUCAAAGAGGACGAGGUCAAAGAAGGGACCUAUUUGGAUAUCAAUAGGUUCAAUGUAUUCUUAGAGGACACAGUAGACCUCGAUGCGUUGCUGUAUGAAACUGCUAAUGUUUUGAAAACGGUUACUAACAGUUCUGGAGUUUUCGUUUAUAUAGUGAACCAGUUGAAAAACGAAAUUGUCCUCAUGACUCCAAAUACCGUGAAUCCUGAGAGACACGAAGUCAACAUACCGAUUGAGGAAGAUAAGAUCGCAGCAGCGCAUGUAGCAGCGACCAAAGAGUACUUGGUGAUAGCGGACGUGAGGCGCGACAGGCGCUUCGCCGAGGGUCUGCGGUGGCUGGACGCGAAGGUCGCGCUGUGCAUGCCCGUGGUAAAGCCGGACGGGGACUGCUAUGCUGUGCUGGAACUGUACAGGACUUUCUCGGAGCCGUAUGAUCAUAACACACUGUACACAGUGGUGAGCGUGGCGUGCUGGGCGGGAGCGGCCGUGCACCAGGCACAGGCGCGCGUCACUCUGCAGCGCACCGCCCAUCUCAACCGGGAGCUGCGCGCGCUGCUGCAGAACUACUUCUGCGACCUGGCCUCCAUCGACACCAUGCUCACCGACAUGCUGGCAGUAGUAAAGUCGUUCAUUGGUGUGAUGCGAAGCAGCUUCUAUAUCCUGGACAAGGAGCCAACGGGCGAGCACGUGCUGGCCGACAUGUGGGAAGACGGCUGGGCCAACGAGAAGUGCACCAUGCCCAAGAAGAAGAUCAGGGUCAACCUAAGCCAAGAGCCGACACCAGCAGAACUGGUCGCCAAGACUGGUGAAACACUAAACGUUCGCGACGCUUACAAAGACCCUCGGUUCCCCAAAGAGAUAGACCCAACCACGGGUACAGUAGUCAGAUCCUGCCUGGCCGCGCCGAUUGUGGACAAGUCUGGAGUAAUCGGUAUCGUCCAACUAACCAAUAAGACAAACGCACAGCCUUUCAACUCUGAAGACGAGACCAUAUUCCAAGUCUUUAUCAGCUACUGCUCGCUGAUUGUGCACUUUUACAAUAUGCAGCAGAAUAAAAUAUACCAUGAAAACCUUAAUAAAGUUUACAAAGAUCUAAUGGCGUUGCACUUAUCCCCGUGUCGGCACGAUAUGGAUGAAAUCAUGGAGACAAACGGAAUUUUUCUACCGCCAAAUAAUUUCAAAAGCUUUGAUUACCACAUAAGCGAAGGCAGCAAAGAAGACAUGCCAGGUCUUGUCUGCUACAUGUUCAUGGAAACGUUCGCAGAUAGAAAUUUCGAGAGGCACAACGUGGCAGAAUUCACACUAACUAUCCUGCAGUGUUAUAGAAAUAACCCCUACCAUAAUGCUGAACACGCAUUCUGUUUUACGCACACGAUGUAUUUGAUACUGGUCAAUAAUUGUGGAUAUUUUGAUUUCGUUGAGACAGCAGCGUUGAUGCUGGCAGGACUAUGCCAUGAUCUAGACCACCCCGGAUUUAACAACAACUUCCUGUCUUUAAGCAAACAUCCUCUGUCACAGAUGUACAAAUCAUCGACGUUAGAGUAUCAUCAUUACUUCUUGGCAAAAAAAAUCAUUGAGGACAAACAUCUACUAAGCAAACUUCCUAUUUCUGACCGCGACCGCAUUUUGCAGGAGAUAAAAUACAAUAUUCUUUGCACAGAUCUUGCAGUAUAUUUUCAGAUAAGAGCCCAACUCACACCAGUUUUAACUGAACGUGCUUUUGACUGGACUGACAGUUCACAUCGCAGGCUGUUAAAAGGUAUCUUGAUGACCACCAGCGAUCUAUCUGGAUGCUGUAAGCCGUUCGGCGUAUCCAAGGCUAUAGCUGUGAAUAUUUACGAAGAGUUCUAUAAUCAGGGCGACAAAGAGCGUGCGAUGGGCUAUACUCCACUCAGCAUGAUGGACCGGCGCCGCAGCGUGAACCAGCCGGCCGAGCAGAUCCAGUUCCUGUCGGUGGUGGUGCUGCCGUGCCUGCUGCUGCUACAGAACGUAUUCCCCAACACCAGCCCGCUCAUCGACAACUGCAGAAAAACACAAGAAGCUUGGCAUGAAGAAAUAGAAAUGCGCGGACAAAAAUUGUGGAGACAAGAAAAUUCUAUUCAGAGCUCGGGGCGACUUCGCAAUGUAAUUAAACUUGAUAGCGAAUCAUAAUUGCUUAAAAUAACUUGCUUGCCUAUUAUU